Drosophila innubila is the source of this 763-nucleotide messenger RNA. RefSeq names its product cilia- and flagella-associated protein 299-like. The transcript is spliced from 2 exons. The record is from RefSeq and is a predicted model, not a curated record. Bases 311 to 733 code for a protein of 140 amino acids. Lineage: Eukaryota; Metazoa; Arthropoda; Insecta; Diptera; Drosophilidae.
UUUAUAUACUCGAUUAUAAAAAGAGCAUAUUAACCAUGUCGGCCAAUUUGGAUCUUAGCCUAUUGAAUUUUUCAAGCUACAGCGAUUACUUGAAUUCCUUUAUAAAGGCCGAUGACUAUCUUUAUUUGGGCAGUAUGUCAACUGUAAGAAGAUUUGUAAAACUUGGUUAUCGCAGCUCCGGAAGGUGUGUGAGGAGAUUGAAUUCGACAAGAUAAGAAGCCAGCUAGCUGCUAUUCUUAAUCCGAGGGUCUCAUCUGAUAUCCUUUAUGGAAGAUACUUCAAAGGAACUGAUGCUGCUUUAAAAGCCUUAAUGGAACGCGAGGAACCAAAUUUGCUUCUGAAAUUAUCAACCAUUAUAUUCUUACAGGUACGACAACGUAGUGGCUUCGACAUAUCGGGCUAUAUUGACUUUGAGAAGAGUCUGCGUGACUGUCAUUUUAAAAAAGCAGAUAGAACCAAUUGGAAAGCCGUUUUUGAGGGUAAAACCCUUUUACGACCAAAACCAACAGACUUAAGUUAUUAUGACUGGCACAAGGGACACGUAUACCACAAUAAUACUGACAACUUCCAUGCCGUUAAUGGAGGAGAAAGUCUAGUAUUUAUGCAUAAAGCGGAUCAUAAGCUUAUUCCGGUUACCGAUAAACCCAGUAUGUAUUCACAAAAUGUUGACCGUUUUAUGAUAAAAUCUGAAUUGUACGGAUUUAUGACUUUAUAUGAUCACGUUGUUAGAUGAGUUCUAAAUAAAUUGAAAACUUGGGGAAGA